AUGAUCAUUUCCAAGCCCCACAGGCGCAUCAUCUACGAGUCUCUCUUCAAGGAGGGUGUUCUUGUCGCCAAGAAGGACUACAACGCCCCCAAGCAUGAAGAGCUCGAUGUGCCUAACCUUCACGUCAUCAAGGCGAUGCAGAGCCUGACAUCCAGGGGACUCGUGAAGACGCAGUUUUCUUGGCAAUGGUACUACUACGUCCUCACCCCUGAGGGCGUUGACUACCUUCGUGAAUGGCUGAACUUGCCCACCGAAAUUGUACCCGCGACUCACAAGAAGGCUGUUCGCCCGCCUCGUCCUGCCACUGUGCGCGGCUCUGGCGAGGGUGCGUACCGCCCGCCCCGUGGCGACCGGGACGACUACCGGAAGAAGGAGGAUGCACCUGGCGAAUACAGACCACGGUUUGCGGGUGUUGGGCGAGGGGCUCCAAGGGACUAG
Molecule: messenger RNA, 438 nt
Organism: Fibroporia radiculosa
Lineage: Eukaryota; Fungi; Basidiomycota; Agaricomycetes; Polyporales; Fibroporiaceae
Exons: 3
Coding region: 1-438 (145 amino acids)
Cellular component (GO): cytosolic small ribosomal subunit
Molecular function (GO): RNA binding; structural constituent of ribosome
Source: RefSeq, a predicted model, not a curated record